This is a messenger RNA of Ilex paraguariensis (yerba mate), 1529 nucleotides long. The record is from the annotation of a GenBank genome assembly. Lineage: Eukaryota; Viridiplantae; Streptophyta; Magnoliopsida; Aquifoliales; Aquifoliaceae.
AUGAGUUCUAUUGUGUCCCUUUCUGAUUUACCACAAGACACCAUUGUCGAUAUUCUCUCCAGGCUUCCCACCAAGUCUAUCAUCCAUUGCAGGUCUGUCUGCAGAACCUGGCGCAAUCUAAUCUUAGACCCUGGUUUUGCUGGCCUACAUCUGUCUAGAUCACCCACCAGCCUUCUUAUUCACCAACUUCAUACUCAGUCAAAUGUUUUCAAGUUGAUCGAACUUGAAGAUGAACAUGACCACCAUGGUCUUUGCUCUGACCCAGUGAUGAAAUUCGACCUCGGAGCCUGCCUCCCAAAUGUUCAGAUAAUUUCUGUGGGUUCUGUUAACGGCUUUGUCUGCUUAUGUCAAUACAAUCCUGAUGAAACUAUAUACAUUUUCAAUCCAACUAUGCGAGAGUAUGUUACCCUUCCAAAGACAGAGUACAUAAGAAGAUCCCCCAUGGUGAUCGAUUAUGGGUUCGGAUUUAGUCCGGUUUCUGGUCAUUACAAGGUGGUACAGUUUUGUCAACAGCCGAUAACCGAUAUGGGAUUGCUGCCAUAUUCAUACAAGAUCGAAGGUAAGAUCUAUACAUUAGGAACCGGAAGAUGGAGAAACAUUGAAAGUGUCCCAUUCUCGUCUCUUGGUGAUGGUGGUGUUUAUUUUAAUGGCUUUCUUCAUUGGGUAAGUGGUGAAUUCGGCAGUCCUGCAUCAAUAUGUUGUUUUGAUGUUGAGAAAGAGGUAUUUCGAACAGUCUCUUCUCCUCCUCAGAUUACACCGCAAUGGAAGAUUAGUUUGGGAUUGGUAGGAGGUUGUUUAUCUGUGUGCGAUAACACUUCAAAAUCUGAACUUGUCAUAUGGGUAAUGAAGGAAUAUGGAGUCAAUGACUCAUGGACUAAAAAGAUUGUCAUUAGGAUGAACCCUGACAUAGCCUGGCUGUCAUAUCAAGCAGUUCACGCAAUAAAAAUGUGGAAAGAUGGGGAUAUCUUCAUGUUCUUUUACGAUGACGUUUUGUUCUCGUAUAGUCCUCAAAGGAAAACUCUGGAGAAACAUGAUUUUCCAAAGGACUAUGCUCGAAUAGACAAAAACAUAGAAGUGAUGCUUCACGUUGAAAGCUUUCGCUCGCUCAGGGAAUUCUCGAAAGAGAAAAUCACCGUGUUCUGAAUGCCGAAUCACAAAAAAGGAAUUCGGUUGUAGACUUAUGGGUACCGCUCUAUCAAUAUUGCUCUGGUGUGCUGGAUGUUGUCAAUGUUUCUAUGACUUUCUAUGCAUUUAUAACUAUUCUAGCAAUGUGUAUUACCUAGUUUUGUAAUUUAAUCGAGGGGUACUGGGCUGCAAUACUUCAGGUUGGUGUGUUUCAUUCAAUGUAAGCUGUUGAUUUUCUCUUUUAAGAAGUUUUUUAGUUGUUUUUUGUCUUUCCUAAGUGGUUUUCUUGUGUUGGGGUUUAGUUCUGACAUGGGUCUUGAUUGUAGGUAUCUAUCUUUUACUAGGGUUUUAAAUAGAUUGUUUGGAUAAUGUUUAAUUUUUGUUUUAACAAUUUGGGUCUCUCG